AAGCUGAAACAAAGCAAGCAGCAUUUUCUUUUUAAAAAAAAAGAAAAGAAGAAGCAAGAAGAGCACAGCAAGCAGCCAAGCACUCAUCUCAUCACCCCCAAGCAGUUGAAAUUCCAGAUCCCAAAGCUCCAAAAAUUCCACUCCCCGAAAAGCCCAUAAAACCCCCCUGUCUCUCUCUCACCCUGUCUUCCUCACUCCCAAGAGAAGCCAGCCAAGCCAAAGCCUGCCAAAGGCGACAUUUUUCUCAUGGACGCCGGCGCCGCCACCACCGCCCGGGAGCGCCCCGUGCCGCCCUCGCCGGUGCCGAUGGCGAUUCCGCUGCCGGUGCCGCUGCCGCAGGCGUCGGCGGACCCGUCCAACCCCUUCCCCACCACGUUCGUCCAGGCCGACACCACCUCCUUCAAGCAGGUGGUCCAGAUCCUCACCGGCACGCCGGAGACCGCGGCGGCCGCGGCGUCAGGUGGGGCGCAGGCGUCGCCGCCGGCCCCGCAGAAGCCGGCGCCCGCGCCCCCGGGGCCCAAGAAGCCGGCUUUCAAGCUCUACGAGCGGCGGAGCAGCAUGAAGAGCCUCAAGAUGCUCUGCCCCCUGCUCCCGGCCGCCGCCGCCUUCGCCGCCGGCGGCUCCGCCGGAGGCUUCUCCCCGCGCGGGUUCUCGCCGCGCGGGCUCGAGGUGCUGUCGCCCAGCAUGCUGGACUUCCCGUCGCUGGCGCUCGGGAGCCCCGUCACGCCGCUGCCGCCGCUGCCUGGGUCCGAGGAGGCCGCCGCCGCCGAGGACCGCGCCAUCGCCGAGAAGGGGUUCUACCUCCACCCGUCCCCUCGCGGCAAUGCCGGCGCCGGCGGCGACCUGCAGCCGCCUCCCAGGCUGCUCCCGCUCUUCCCCGUGCAGUCGCCGACGGGCCGGCCGUGAGUCCGUGACCGUUUCCUGGCUUCCCCCUCCCCUUCCUCUAGGCUGGCUGGCUCGCUCUUGCUCGGUAUGCUCUGCUGCUCGCUGCUAAUCGCGGCGCUCCUCAAGUUGGAGGCCAACCUGAUCUGUGGAUGAUUUGCUCCUCCCCCUCUUCCCUCCCUCUCGUGAGCUCUGGGAUGAUGAUUCCUGUAUGUCCAGUCCCCCAUGUUGUAAUCUUGGUGUUUGUAACAGUAAUUCGGCGCAUAAGAGGGAUUAAUUGAUCACCGAGUUCGAGUGCUCUUGCUCUCUGAUGAAUUGUAUGUAGUAGAUUUUA
Messenger RNA from Sorghum bicolor (sorghum), 1216 nucleotides. Its product is annotated as VQ motif-containing protein 4. Bases 247 to 906 code for a protein of 219 amino acids. The record is from RefSeq and is a predicted model, not a curated record. The transcript has a single exon. NCBI's taxonomy places the organism in Eukaryota, Viridiplantae, Streptophyta, Magnoliopsida, Poales, Poaceae.